GACAGCAAGAGUUCUUUGGAGAAAGUACUCUCGCAGCUGAAAUGCCAUUUCACUUGGAAUUUAUUUGAUGAAAAAAGAAUCCCAAAUGAUUUGGAAAGUGGGGUGCUUGACCAGAUCAGCACCUUAAAUACUGAGUUCAAAGCUACAAUGUGCAACCUAUUGGCCUACAUAAAACACUGCAAGGGCCAAACCGAGACAGCCCUGGAAUGCCUAAAGCAAGCGGAAAAGUUCAUCCAGCAAGCCCACGCUCAUCAAGCAGAACUCAGAAGUCUGGUCACCUGGGGAAACUAUGCCUGGGUCUACUAUCACUUGGGAAGACUCUCAGAAGCUCAGAAUUAUGUAGACAAGGUGAAACAAGUAUGUGAGAAGUUUUCAAACCCUGACAGUAUUGAGUGUCCUGAGGUGUAUGGCGAGGAAGGGUGGACACGGUUAAAGUGUGGAGAUAAGCAAAAUCAAAAGGCAAUAGAUUGUUUUGAGAAGGCUCUGGAAAUGAAACCAGAGAACCCAGAAUUCACCAAUGGGCUUGCAAUUGCCACUUAUCGUCUGGAUGAGAGUCUACCGUGCGAGAAUCUCAUUGACCGUCUGCAUGAAGCCAUUAGAUUGAAUCCUGACAACCAGUAUGUUAAAGUCCUCCUGGCUCUGAAACUGCAAAGGAUGAAUGAAGAAGAUGAAGGAGAGAGGUUAGUUGAAGAGGCCUUGGAGAAAGCCCCACGGGCAACAGAUGUGAUUCGCCAGGCAGCUAAGUUUUAUCGAAGCAAAGGGAACCUGGACAAAUCUAUAGAACUGCUAAAAAAGGCUUUAGAAAACAUGCCUGACAAUUUCCACUUGCACUUUUAUAUUGGUAGUUGCUAUAGACAAAAAGUCCUACAGAAAGUUCCAGAAAAGAAGAAAAUGUCUGAUGAGGAAAAAAAGAAGUUUAGGAAACUAAUAGAACAAGGUGUGUCUCAUUUAAAGAGAUCUAAUAAGAUCAAUGGAAAUUACCUCAAUACAUGCCGUUAUAUUGCUCACCUCUACAUACAAGCAGGACAAUAUGAAAAAGCAGAUUAUUACUUUCGGGAAGAGUUCACCAAGGACCUUACUCCAAGAGCCAAACAAAGGGUCCAUCUGGAUUAUGGCAACUUUCAGUUGCAUCAAAUGAACUGUGAACACGAGGCCAUCCAGCAUUAUAAGGAGGGUGUGAAAAUCCAUAAGGAAUCAAAUGAGAGAGAAAAGAUGAAAAAUAACCUGCAAAAUAUUGCUGAUAAGAGGCUUUCUGUAAACCGAGCAGAUGCGAAGGCUUUGGGCCUUUUAGAAUUCCUUCAGGAGCAGGUUGGAGAAACGCAGCAGACACUUGACAACUCUGAGAGGCGGGACUCCGGAAGCCUCAUCCCAUCAGCAUCUUUAGCUGAGAAAUGA
Messenger RNA from Talpa occidentalis (Iberian mole), 1395 nucleotides. Its product is annotated as interferon-induced protein with tetratricopeptide repeats 2-like. Gene Ontology annotation, biological process: defense response to virus. The record is from RefSeq and is a predicted model, not a curated record. Gene Ontology annotation, molecular function: protein binding. Gene Ontology annotation, cellular component: cytosol. NCBI's taxonomy places the organism in Eukaryota, Metazoa, Chordata, Mammalia, Eulipotyphla, Talpidae.